Messenger RNA from Benincasa hispida (wax gourd), 1094 nucleotides. It is a transcript of the gene AILP1, whose product is annotated as aluminum induced protein with YGL and LRDR motifs. The record is from RefSeq and is a predicted model, not a curated record. NCBI's taxonomy places the organism in Eukaryota, Viridiplantae, Streptophyta, Magnoliopsida, Cucurbitales, Cucurbitaceae.
CGAUCACUCAUCCAUGUUCAGGCUUCUGAUAUUUCUACCUUCACCAAUUCCAUAAAAACAACUCUCUGUAUUUUUUUUGUUUUUUUCUCUUUUUCUUUUUUGCUUCAUUUGGGUUUCUUUUUUGAAAGUAAAGUCAUGUUGGGGAUAUUCAGCAGUUCCAUCAUGUCGCCACCGGACGAGUUAGUCGCCGCCGGCAGCCGUACGCCGUCGCCAAAAACCACAUCGGCGGCUCUCUUGAACCGGUUCGUCCAGACCAACUCCUCCGCCGUAUCUCUGCAGCUGGGGGACCACGUCCAGCUUGCUUACACUCACGAAACUGAAUCCGUCUUAUGCCCCAGAUCGUUCGCGGUGAAGGACGACAUCUUCUGUUUAUUCGAGGGAGUUUUGGACAAUUUAGGGAGCCUCCGGCAACAAUACGGCUUAGCCAAAUCGGCGAACGAGGUGAUUCUGGUAAUCGAAGCUUACAAGGCCCUCCGUGACCGGGCCCCCUACCCGCCCAGCCACGUCGUCGGCCAUCUUAGCGGCAGUUUCGCAUUCAUCGUCUUCGACAAGUCCACCUCCACUCUCUUCGUCGCUUCUGAUCGGAAUGGGAAGGUUCCGUUGUAUUGGGGAAUCACUGCCGAUGGUUACGUGGCUUUUUCCGAUAACGCCGAUCUGCUCAAAGGCGCUUGCGGGAAAUCGCUUGCUUCUUUCCCUCAAGGGUGUUUCUUAUCUACAGCAGUUGGUGAACUGAGAUGCUAUCAGAAUCCUAAGAACAAGAUCACUGCUGUUCCUGCUAAUGAAGAAGAGAUAUGGGGUGCAACAUUCAAAGUGGAGGGGCCUGCAGCUUUGGCAGCCACACGGUGAGGAGAUUUUAUAAUAGCGCGGUGGAGAUUUUCAUAUAUUUGUGUUUUAUUUGUGGUUGAGAAUGCAGAUCAGAAGAGGGGGGUACCUAACAGACAGAGAUGUGUUUAUGUCUGAACAGCUGAGGAAGAUGGGUGUUGUUUUUAUCUGUGUUCUUUUUGCUUGUAAUCUGAUGUAAAUCCCUUUUGCUUUUGAUGUAAUAAAGUUUGUGACUUUGUAGAAUUAUAAAUGGAAACUUGAAUUUCCCACCA